Molecule: messenger RNA, 4434 nt
Organism: Rhinichthys klamathensis goyatoka
Lineage: Eukaryota; Metazoa; Chordata; Actinopteri; Cypriniformes; Leuciscidae
Gene: taok1b
Product: TAO kinase 1b
Exons: 20
Coding region: 629-3688 (1019 amino acids)
Biological process (GO): protein phosphorylation; execution phase of apoptosis
Molecular function (GO): protein kinase activity; ATP binding
Source: RefSeq, a predicted model, not a curated record
UGAGGUGAGAGAGAGAGAUGAAAAUCACUGCUGCCCGGCCACAACAAGACAGACGGGCCACGCAUGAAUAACUUUUACGGCCGAGGCGACAUUGAAGGGCUGUCAUAUCUCGGGUGGAUACAGAGAGUGCCCGUGGUGUUGUUUAAAGAGCUACCCACAGCAUUUCUCCCGUGUUUUCCACGAAGGGAAGGAGGUGAAAAUACCCGCCGCCAUUUUUUGGAAGUGACUGACUGGGAGUGGAGAGUUAGCUGUAAACUGGCCACAGCUGAUUUAGUUUAUAUUCCCUGUGAGUCAUCACCUUCGACACUGUCAGCCCGGACGGCCUGGAUACUGUAAAUAAACCGACUCUUCUCAACUAUACGAGCUGUCGAAGGUCCAAAGGAAUAAACAAGAAGAGAAUUUGUUUACACGUUUCUCCUGAAUUCUCACUAACUGUUCCUCCCAGGAUUGCUGGUGUGGGCUAAGUUAGCCACAUUAGCACGCUGAGGAUUUCUCCUGGAGUCCAAUCAAACCUGGCCUGGUGGACGGGUCUCUAUGCGUACACUGCCUCCCUCUGGCAGAUGAGUAACCAGCGGGGCCUGACGGCCAGAUAGUCCCCUGCGAGCGCGGCGCGGCCCCGGCUCGCAGCAUGCCCUCCACCAGCAGGGCAGGGAGUCUGAAGGACCCCGAGAUCUCAGAUCUCUUCUUCAAGGAGGACCCCGAGAAGCUCUUCACAGACCUCCGUGAGAUCGGCCAUGGCAGUUUUGGCGCGGUCUAUUUUGCACGGGAUGUGCGGACUGCAGAGGUGGUGGCCAUCAAGAAGAUGUCCUACAGUGGGAAACAGUCUAAUGAGAAAUGGCAGGAUAUCAUUAAGGAAGUCAAGUUCCUCCAGAGAAUACAACACCCAAACAGCAUAGAGUAUAAAGGAUGCUACUUGCGGGAACACACAGCAUGGCUUGCCAUGGAGUACUGUUUGGGCUCAGCCUCUGACCUCCUUGAAGUUCACAAGAAGCCCCUUCAGGAAAUUGAGAUUGCAGCAAUUACACAUGGUGCUUUGCAGGGCCUUGCAUACCUUCAUUCCCAUAACAUGAUUCACAGGGAUAUCAAAGCUGGGAACAUCCUACUGACCGAGCCUGGACAAGUCAAACUGGCAGAUUUUGGUUCUGCCUCCAUCGCCUCUCCAGCCAACUCUUUUGUAGGGACACCAUAUUGGAUGGCCCCUGAAGUGAUUUUAGCCAUGGACGAGGGACAGUAUGAUGGAAAGGUUGACAUCUGGUCUCUUGGGAUCACCUGCGUAGAACUAGCUGAAAGGAAGCCGCCUCUGUUUAACAUGAAUGCGAUGAGUGCCUUAUACCAUAUAGCGCAGAAUGAGAGUCCCACACUGCAGUCAAGUGAAUGGACGGAUUAUUUUAGAAAUUUUGUUGACUCUUGCCUUCAGAAAAUUCCCCAAGACCGACCACACUCUGAGGAUUUGUUGCAGCAUGCAUUCGUCCUGCGAGAGAGGCCAGAAUCUGUUCUUAUGGAUUUAAUUUUGCGGACAAAAGAUGCAGUUCGAGAGCUGGACAACCUGCAGUAUCGCAAGAUGAAGAAGAUCCUCUUUCAAGAGUCCCACAAUGGGCCGACCACUGAGACCCAGGAGGGAGAUGAGGAGUCGGAGCACAAUACUGGUCGCACGGGCACAGUGAGCAGUGUGGGCAGUAAUCAGUCCAUUCCCAGCAUGUCGAUCAGUGCGAGCUCUCAGAGCAGCUCAGUGAACAGCCUUCCUGAUGCUGCCGAUGACAAGAGUGAACUUGAUCUGGAGAAAGACCACACUGUUAUGUCUAACAGUUCGGUCAUACAUCUGAAGCCUGAAAGGGAGGAGGUUUACCCUGAGGAUCCUGAAACACAUCCUCGUCCCUCAGAAGCCCAGGCGCCACCUGCACAGCCCCCACAGCGCAAACACCAUCGCAACCCUGAGCACUUUGCCACCAUCCGCACAGCCUCACUGGUAACACGACAGAUGCAGGAACACGAGCAGGACUCUGAGCUGAGGGAGCAGAUGUCCGGUUACAAGCGCAUGAGACGGCAGCACCAGAAGCACCUUAUGGCCCUGGAGAACAAACUGAAAGCGGAGAUGGACGAACACAGGCUGAGACUGGACAAAGAGCUGGAGGCCCAGAGGAACAGCUUUGCCAGUGAGAUAGAGAAACUUGUGAAGAAAAACCAAGCAGCCAUUGAGAAAGAUGCCAAGUCAUUUGCCAAUGAUGAGAAGAAAUUCCAACAGCACAUUCAAGCCCAGCAGAAGAAAGAGCUUAGUAGCUUCCUGGAGUCACAGAAACGAGAGUACAAGCUACGCAAGGAGCAACUGAAAGAGGAGCUGAAUGAGAACCAGUCCACCCCUAAGAAGGAGAAGCAGGAGUGGCUGUCGAAGCGGAAGGAGGACUUUCAGCACUACCAGGCAGAAGAGGAAGCCAACCUUCUCCGCCGACAGCGGCAGUACCUUGAGCUCGAAUGUCGCCGCUUUAAACGCAGAAUCCUCAUUGCAAAACACAAUGUAGAGCAAGACCUCGUGCGGGAGGAGCUUAAUAAGCGGCAGACGCAGAAAGAUCUGGAACACGCCAUGCUGCUCCGCCAACACGAGUCGAUGCAGGAGCUGGAGGUGAGGCAGCUGGGCACCAUCCAGAAGAUGCGUUCAGAGCUGACCCGCUUGCAGCAUCAGACCGAGCUCACCAACCAGCUAGAGUACAACAAACGCAGAGAGCGAGAGCUGCGCCGCAAACAUGUCAUGGAGGUCCGGCAGCAGCCCAAGAGCCUUAAGUCUAAAGAGAUGCAGAUCAAGAAGCAGUUCCAGGACACGUGUAAGAUCCAGACACGGCAGUAUAAAGCCCUGCGCAACCACCUCCUGGAAACCACACCCAAGGCCGACCACAAGGCUGUGCUGAAGAGGCUGAAGGAGGAGCAGACACGGAAGUUAGCCAUCCUCGCUGAGCAGUAUGACCAUUCCAUCAAUGACAUGCUCUCCACACAAGCUCUGCGAUUGGACGAGGCACAGGAGGCCGAAUGUCAGGUGCUAAAGAUGCAGCUGCAGCAGGAGCUGGAGUUGCUAAAUGCCUAUCAGAGCAAGAUCAAAAUGCAGACGGACUCGCAGCACGAUCGUGAGAGGAAAGAGCUGGAGCAGAGGGUUUCGCUGAGGAGGGCUCUUCUUGAACAGAAGAUUGAAGAGGAGAUGGUUGCCCUGCAGAACGAGCGAUCAGAACGAAUCCGCAGUCUGUUCGAGAAGCAGGCCCGGGAGAUCGAGGCGUUUGACUCUGAAAGCAUGCGUCUGGGCUUCAGCAACAUGGUGCUCUCCAGCCUGGCUUCGUCCGACGGACACAGCCACAGCUUUCCAGGGGCCCAGAGUAGCUGGGGCUCUCAGCACGGUGCAGGCUCUCAGGGGUCACACUGGGGAGGGCAACAUAGCGGCAGCCAGCACGGCCACCACCAACACCCAAGCCACGGUGGCUCUAUCCAGCAGCCCUGGGGUCACGGCCUGUCUUCAGGGGGGCCGCCUCCCUGGGGCCACCACGGGUCUGGAGGCAGUCAGCGCUCGAGUGGGGGAAGCAGUGGGCUACGGAACAGUCCCCAGGCAGUACGGCGGGCCACCUCAGGGGGCCGCAGUGAGCAGGGGAUGAGCAGGAGUGCCAGCAUCGCCUCUCAGAUUUCCAAUGGCUCGCACCUGUCCUACACGUAAGAUCCCCCGCUGCUCUCCCACAACACCUGUCUUGGCCUAAAAUGCCAUAGGGGACGGGAUAAAGGGGCACCAUGGUCUUUUUUUCUUUCUUUUUUAACACCCAUUCCUUUGUUUCUAGUCCUCGGAAUACAUAUUUUAUACACAUGGCAAGCACAAAAUGCAUUCACUGUAAGUUCCAGUUAAAGAAAGUCUAUAUAUUUAGUCAGAAUAUUCUGGCCUGUUUUAUCAAACUUCAGCUAGAAUCCAGAAUGACAAAGUCAUUUUUGCAGUGAUGCGAUGUGCAUUUUAGAGCGUGUUAGAUUUGAUAUGAGAAUGUUAGUGAUGGUAAGAAUGAAUAAAUGAAUGCUGUGUAUUGUAUGCAAGUCUUUAUGCAGUGGGUUUUUAUCAUGGUCUUAUUAGCAGGUUGUUUCGGCUGGCUUCGUUUGCAAAGAGUGGGAGUUGAACGCAUAGGAAUCCAAAAGGAAAUGAUAGGAAUAGGUUGGAUAGCAGAAUGUGAAAGAAUCAAGCUUUACAUUGCACUUGAUUUUUGUCUAGCGUAUUCUUUUAUAAAGCACUAAUGUUUUAAUGUGUUAAUAAACCGUAUGCUAUUUUGUGCCAGAACAAAUUUUAACUAUGAAAAGAUACUGUGAAAUUCCAAGAUUUUGCUAGGAGUAUUAUUUUGAUUAUUGGAUUAGCGUGAUUUUACAAUUUUGCCAUGCAUUGCCAUCCCUCCACUAAAAACUGUGGAGAGCAGGAUGCCAUUUUGC